AAUGAAAACAACCUAGUUUCGCAUAACUCGACGCAAAAGCGGGAGCAGAGCGUGUCGGCAGUGCAAGUUUGUGUAAAAUUACGGCCAACCACACAAAACCCGAACGGACCUCAGUAAAGUGGGAACACAUAUUUCGCAAGUUCAUUGAAUAAUUGAAGUACAAAAACAUGUCUUCGUUCGCACUCCGCUUUGCUCCCCGGCUGUUGCUCACCGGCAAUUCGACCCCACGGUUGGUGGCCGCGGCCACGCAGCGGAAUUCCUUCUUCACCUAUUCCAACCAAAUUUCGCAGCCGCUCGAGCGCGAACCCAAGUACACGACGGCGGAAGAAGCGGUCAAAGUCAUCAAAUCAGGUGACAUUGUAUUCGCUCAGGGUGCAGCGGCUACCCCGGUUCACGUGCUCGAUGCGAUGACCAAGCAUGGCAUGGACAACAACCUGCGAGACAUCACGGUGACGCACAUGCACACCGAAGGACCUGCCUCCUACUGCAAACCCGAAUGCAAGGAUGUGUUCCGCUCGAAAUCACUGUUCAUGGGAGGUAACGUACGUGCGGCCGUUGCCGAUGGACGCGGUGAUGCCGUACCGAUCUUCCUGCACGAAAUUCCGCUGCUGUUCCGGCGCAAGCUGAUCCAGCCGGACGUAGCGAUCGUGUCCGUAUCGCCACCGGACAACCAUGGUUACUGUACGCUCGGUACCAGCGUGGACUGUGUGCGUGCGGCCCUGGAAAACUCAAAAGUCAUCAUCGCCCAGGUCAACAAGCAGAUGCCGCGCACAUUCGGCGACAGUAUUAUUCACCAGUCGCAUUUUGACUAUGCGAUCAAUGUGGAUAUACCGCUGCCGGAGCAUGGUGGACAUGCGAUGUCGGAAGUGGAAACCAAGAUCGGCAAACUGAUCGCGGAAAAUCUGGUCGAGGAUGGUGCGACGCUGCAGAUGGGCAUCGGCAACAUUCCAGAUGCGGUCCUGAACGCACUGCACAACCAUAAGGAUCUGGGAAUUCACUCGGAGAUGUUUGCGGGCGGUGUGGUCGAUCUGGUGCGGAAGGGUUGCGUGACGAAUGAUAAGAAAAAUUUCCAUCGUGGCCGCAUCGUCGGUUCGUUCCUGAUCGGUACCAAGAAGUUGUAUGACUUUGUCGACAAUAAUCCAUUCAUCGAAAUGCUGGAAAUUAACUACGUCAACAAUGUGAGCAUUAUCGCGCGAAACCCCAAGAUGACGGCCAUCAACUCGGCGAUUGAAGUAGAUCUCACCGGACAGGUGUGUGCCGAUUCGAUUGGUACGCGCAUGUAUUCUGGUUUUGGAGGACAGGUCGACUUUAUUCGCGGUGCUGCCGAAGGUUUCGAUGGCAAGGGCAAACCAAUCAUUGCGCUACCAUCCGUCACAAACAAGGGUCAGAGUAAAAUUUCCCCCAUCCUAAAGCCGGGUGCUGGUGUGGUAACGUCUCGAGCCCAUGUCCACUAUGUUGUCACCGAGUAUGGUAUUGCGAAUCUGUUCGGUCGCAGUUUGCGCCAGCGUGCCUACGCACUGAUCCAGAUCGCUCAUCCCGAUCACCGCGAAGCCCUUGAAAAGGCAGCCUUCGAGCGUUUGAAAACGAUGCCAACACCGAACUAAGAAGCUAUUUUGUCGUCCUGUUCACAUGCGUUCAAUCAAAAUAGACAGCAUUCAGACCUUUCGAAAGUAGGAGAGUCACACACACACACAAGCUAAUCGAUGAACGAAUCGACGUUCAGCAUGCUGUCGAUGUCCACAGGGAAAGUCCUUCGGCAUUCACAAAAGCAAUGGAUUUUAUCGACCCAUAUCGACGUGUUGCCGCCACCACACACCGAGUUAGAGAUUAUCACGUUCCACGCGAAAACAACAAAAGAGAUCCUUUACACCCUCCGGCGAAUGGAAUCGUAUUUGGCCAUGCACGGCAACUUUUUAGACCGUUAUCAAUUUCUUUUUAAUUUGUUUGUUUUUGUUUUAUAAUUUCGUUUUUUACCAUAAACGCUUCAUGUGAUGUAUCGUUUGGCAUUCUAGCAUUUUGGGUCAUCAAAGUUAAGAACUUUGCGCAAAAGCAAGCCCCGUGAAAGGGAAGGAAGAUUAAGUCGCGCACGCAACGCUAAGCAAAAUUACCAAAUAAAGCAAUUUAGUUUUAGUAAUCCAACACCGAAAACAAUCUUGAUUAAGCUGGUUGGACGAAAUGAUCCAUUUGCAGUAGCAAUAGCACACUGCAAUGCCUGGAAUGCAAUAACGAAUACGCAAAAACUGCCAUCACGGGAUCAGACACACAAAAGCAUGCCUUGUAUGACCUUCCGAGGCUUGUGGUAAUACAGAGCGCUUACUAUAAAUUGCCGUUUAAAACAACUGCUAAAUUAAAUUGCUACGAAAGGUUCAGGAGCAGUAGCAACAUAACCACAUGUAGAACAAUCCGCUAACAGUGUUCCCGUUUUUUUAGGUAGUUUCACUUAUUCCAGAGUAUUGCUAAAUAGAACAAAAAUGCCUAGACAGUAGAUGGGGUUAAACGAACAGUAACAAACAAAAUACUACUAACAUCAAACGAACUAUCUCACACAAUGAUACACCUACGGUGUAUUGGCCUGCAGAGACGGCAGAGAAUUGGAUGGUUAGACCGUUCCGCUUUUUUACAUAACGUGCGCAAGCGGGAACCACAAUCAUACAGCAGUUUAUCAACUUUAAGAGCAAAAAUCAGUGAUCAAAUUACAAAGAACGAGUUAAUCGAAACCUCAAAAUCAGCUUUGAAAAUAAAGUUAUCCUAGU
Messenger RNA from Anopheles moucheti, 2753 nucleotides. RefSeq names its product 4-hydroxybutyrate coenzyme A transferase. Gene Ontology annotation, cellular component: mitochondrion. The transcript is spliced from 4 exons. The coding region runs from base 168 to 1604 and encodes 478 amino acids. The record is from RefSeq and is a predicted model, not a curated record. NCBI's taxonomy places the organism in Eukaryota, Metazoa, Arthropoda, Insecta, Diptera, Culicidae. Gene Ontology annotation, biological process: acetate metabolic process. Gene Ontology annotation, molecular function: acetate CoA-transferase activity.